AUGGUGAAGGGAUCUUGGGUCUCUGAUGCAGUUCAACAAGAAUUUGCAGAGAAUUGGGAUUGGAAUAACAAGAUACAAGCUAAAAGAGAAGCUUUGACAGCUAACUCAAUGGUUUUUAAUUCAAACUUGGAUUACAAGAGUUGUCAAAACCAUAUUUAA
Messenger RNA from Prunus armeniaca (apricot), 159 nucleotides. The record is from the annotation of a GenBank genome assembly. NCBI's taxonomy places the organism in Eukaryota, Viridiplantae, Streptophyta, Magnoliopsida, Rosales, Rosaceae.